AUAAUAUUAGUGCUUAAAAAUAUUUAUGUGGUAAAUAAUAAGAAAAAAUGUGUGUUUAGUGAAUUCUAACGAAGGAGGAUGCAGUUAUAUUUAUACAGUUACCAACAAUACAUAAAUUCUUUCGCAAAAAUACGCGAGGAUAAAUGUUUUUGCAGUUAGUUUAAUGCAGCGUAUUAACGGGGCUUAAAUCAUUGUAAGCUGCUGUAGACGGUUAUGCGCCAGCGCCGUGCGCCACCAUACACUGCACUGAGCAUGGCUGGGAAAUCGUUGAAUGUACAUCAAAUGAAUUUUAAAUGUUAAAACAAUCACUUUUAAUCUAAAAUAAAGUGCGAGGAUAAAGUGUGAAUGCAAAGUGAAAAAUAAUAAACCAAAAAAAAAAAAAAAUACAAUAUAUAACGGUAUAUAAAUACACGAAUCUAUGAGUGCGCGUAGCAAGCGAUUGCAAAUAAUAAAUGAAACGCAAUAAAAUUGCAAAAAAGAAAUAAAAUAAAAUUAAAAAAAAAUAAAAGUGAUGAAAAAUACGAAAUUACAUAGAAAGUGGGUGGAAAAUCGAAAUCAAACAAAACAUAAAAUUAAAUUAAACGCAUAAAAACAAACGACAUUCUGCGCUUAAUCCCAUUCGUAGCAGCAAAAUCCACGCCUGUCAUUUCACGAGGAUUAACACAUCACAGACGAGUGGCAGUCGCAUAGGCGCUUACAGCAAAGGUGCUUGUGUCUUCGCAGCGCAGGAUAACGACAAGUAUAUAAGCACACACACACACACGCAUAUAUGCACACAUAUACAUUUAUAGACAGACGCGCCUUCGAUUUGGUGAGCGGAAAUUGCUCGCUUGUCACAAGUCAACAAAAAGUUGGUCUUCGCCACACAGACCGGCAUACAUAUAACGGGGCACACCAAUCAUCAUGCAUUCACCUGGAAAAUACGCACUAAUUUUCAAAUAGUUGGCAAUAAAAUCGCUGAAUGCGAGGAAUGCAAUCGCUGCGCACGCCAAAUUAGUCCACAUUUUUUGCGCUACGCCAGCAGUCCACGGCGCUACUGCCGCCAACACCAGCACCACCAUCCCCAACCACCAGCGUUGCAGGCAUCUUGAGUCCACACCACACAUACUUUUACCCACUGCCACUUCGACUAUCACUUUUAUCUACUCUACUCUACUAAAAGUGUUUAGUUACCGCGCAACGAAAACUUGCUCCUUUGCCAAGGACGUUUCUCUUCGGUACGCGCGUACGAAGCUCGUAAAAGACCAACCAACAGAGCGGAGCUGGAGCGAGAGACACAAGGGUGCAUGCGGUGGAGGCAACUUUCGACAAAAGUUGAAGCUGCAAAGAUUUUUGGUUAUUUACGAAUUUUGUUGAUUUGUUGAUUUCGAGGAUUGAAAGUUGUGGCAUUAGCAAAUCAGGGCAGGAGACGACACGACGACACAACGAAGGCGCCAACACAAUUGCGAACAAGCGUAAAAAGUAGAAAGAAAAAAGUCAACACAAUCAAAAGAAGUGAUAAAACACAAGCAGCAAGUGGGUGUAGGAAAAGAAGAAGCUGCAGCGAGCAGAGCGGAGACGAUUGGCGUAAGAAAGAGAGAGGGAGAGAGAGAGAGUGCGAGGGUGUAAAGGGACGCCAGCGGUGGCUUUGUGGGUGGAAAGUUUGCGCAACAAACGAAAACCGAGCCACUGUGGCUGCCAGCCAGCAACAGUAGUUGAAUUUGCGGCCGAGGAAAAACUCAAUUGUAGUUGGCGUUAGCGCAAUUGUUGUUGUAGUUGAAGGCUCCGGCACUAAAAUCAAAUAAUCAAAGCAAACAUUGAGGCUGUAAUAACAAGGUAAGCUGGAGGACACGAGCGCCAGCUGCAGCAACAGCCGCUACACGCCAGCAUAAUAGUAAAACUAGUAGCUGCAACAACAGCAAUAAAGCCAACAACAGCUACAACAAUGUUGGCUACUAAAGCAGCGGCGAAAGAUGAGCAGCGGCAAAGAUCAAAGCAUUAAAUAGCCAAAGAAGUUGCAGGCACGAGCCAUAGAGUAGCAGUUGGAACACAAAAAAGCGGAAGGAGAAGAAGCGGAGGAUUAAGUAGUGACUCCACAACAAGAAGAACAACAAACUGGCUUGCGGCACAAAAAAACAGAGCGCGUGCAGCGUGGCGGCGAACGAGACGGCAGUACGGCGGCAGACGAACGCCAUUGCAGCAGCAACAACAAAAACACGCACAACAAACAAUUUGUGCAGUAUUAGAGCAACAGCAACGGCAGCAGUGGCAGUGGCGGCGACAGACGCGUAUGCAAUCAAGGAGCACAGAAGAAUGUGUACGAAGACCGUUGAGUCGCAAGAGCAGCAGCGCCACAAAUGCACGGAUGAGCAAUGCGAUGACAGCAGGUACAACAAAAACCGACUACGACAACAGCAGCAGCAACAGCAACAACAACAGCACAAUGCCAAUGACUGCGACGUGGAAGUUGUUCAAGAGCAAAAAGCCAAACGAGCACACAAAACACUCGUGCGCGAAACGUUGCUGCCGCGGCAGCAACAACAACCACAGCAGCAGCAGCUGGAGUCAACGCCAGAACGAGGGCUGGCGCGUGACAAAAGGCAAUGGCAGUCAAUGUGCGGCAGCGGCCACGGCACACGCUGUCGUCGUGCAGGAAUCAAGUGGAAAAUUAUAAUAUCAACAAUAAUUUUGCUAUUAUGCCGCACAAGUCACGUGCUCGCCAUACGAAAGGGUCGUCUCAUGUCCCCCAGCUCAUUCACUGCCCUAAGCGGAGAUCUACACGUACAGAUACAAUUCAGCGGCGAAGAUGUGGCAGUCGGCAAUGCUGUUGGGGGCGUGGCAGGAGUUGGGGCCAAAGAUGGCGUUGAAGUGGCGGCUGAUGAAGCAAACGUGCGGAGUACAACAACAACAACGUCAACCACUGAAGGCAGGACAACGGCGACAGCUACAAUGACGACAACGUCGUCAACAACAUCACGCACGACACAGCCAUUAGAUGGGUUGGGUUUCCGUCAAGUGGGUGUCGGCGGCGGCGGUGUGGGCGUCGUGGAGAAUACCAUUACAAGCACUUUGGUAAUUAGUAAAAUCAUUGACGAUUUUGUGGAUGCAAUGGAUGCGGCGUCGGGUAAUGAUACAGCGCGUGCAUAUGUGGAGCAUGCACAGUUCAAUAGCAGCUUAACGAGCAGUUCGAGUGCGGAAGUGACGACGCCAGCAGCGUCCAAUGACACCCACAAUCAGUUGGCGCGUCCAACCAAAGUGUUGCAACGUCGCCGCAAAGAAAUCGUGCAGAAUAUACCGGUCUUCCCCGAUCCACGAAAUAAUGUUACACAAAUUUCGGUGCCAUGUCAGACUUUUACACGUGGCGGCCUGUACGAAAUGCAGGUGGUAACCAAUUUAAAGACUACCACGCCAGUUGUUGCGUUGAAUGCCAGCGCUCACGAGCCACUGCCCACUGUGACCACCACCACGCUGAUGCCGGUCAUCGAUGAGCGUUUGCGUCAGACCCUAGACGUGCGAUGGCCGAGCGCCGACAUGCAAGUGACGCCGACGCGCUUGCGCACCUACCCCGAACAGCCGGUCGAGGUCGUGCUACGCUUUCCCGAAGUCAACUGUGAGCGCGCUUGGCACGAGAGCAACUCGCUGGAUUUGCCGCAAUUUUGGCUGGAGCUGAUCUAUUGCGGUAAGCAACGCAGCUGCAGCGAUGUGUCGCCACAAAAUGUCAGCAAAUCGAGCAUUUUAUACAUGGAGCAAGUACGCGGCUACCCGAAGCAUAAGCUCGUACAGCUGGGUUGCGAACUCUUCGGUUUGGCUGGCAAUUAUGCGGUGCAGUUGCGUCCGAUGGUGCCGGCGCCGAAUGUGCCCAUCACACGUCGCUUUCUCAGCGUCGAUUGGAGCGAUAAAUUUGUGUUUAAUGUUUAUGCGCGCAGCAUCUUUCCUUGCGAUCCGCACACGGGCAUCGGUGUGUUGUACGAAUAUCCAGCUUGUAUACUGGAGCAGGGUGAUCGUGUGCGCGUUUUUGCAAAGUUGCGCGCUGAUGUGGCAUCGCUGAAACCACCCACUACGCUGCACUAUGUCGCCGAGCAGCGUGUGGUGAAGAGUCAUCAUUCGCUUUACUUCAGCUGUGACUUAUUCACCGAGAAGUUCGUCGAGUACUGCUUCGUCUAUGUGAGUCAAGCCAUAUCGGGUGCGGUAGCGGACGUGCGUAUGGAUUGUGUACCCACAUUGCCAGUUAGCGACUCCGACACUGGCGGCUGGGGACCGUGGAGCGAAUGGACACCAUGCUCGACGAAUUGUCUGGGUGGCACGCGUAAUCGUUAUCGAUUUUGUGACUCACCCCCACCGCGUUAUGGCGCUAAAUUCUGUGAGGGCCCCUCAGUGCAGACCGAAAAAUGCGGCAACGCCGUCGCCGAUACCUGGGACUGCAUUUACGAAAGCAGCGGCGCCACCUUCACUGCCGCUAAUCGCACCGAGGUCAGCCAAGAAAUUGGACCUGGCUGUCGUUGUGGCUGCAUUGUACAUUUGGGCUCGUCAAAGCCAAAACGCAUUUUAGCAGGCGCCACACAAAGCUGUCCGGGACGCUCGUUUUGGCUUAUACAGGUGGAUGGCGAGGAGAAUAUUGCGCUGAGUUUGAACUUUUUGCGCUUGCCCUGUCCGGCGCAGUACAUCAAAGUACGUGACGGUCCGUCGCUCUCAUCGACGUUGCUCAUUGAAUUGAACGGCGGAAGUAAUUUAAAUAUGCCAACACAAAUAGAAUCGAGUGGCGCGCAAUUGUUGCUGGAGUUCUAUGCGGGCGAGCCGAGCGAUGUGCAAGCGUCCGCCAAGGGCCAGAGCAACCACAACAACAGCAGCAACAAUACGGUGGCGGGCAGCGUUAAUGCCGCUUGCACCGGUGGCUUUUUGGCGAAUGUCGAACAAAUUGCAGCGCGCAAUGAGACAACAACUACUUUACUGGCCGCAGCCACCAGCAGAUUGUCGGCAAAGAAUCGCAACGUUUCGCAGAAGCCAAAAUUUAGUCGUUCGAAAUUUACGUUGGUCCACUUGAGUGCGGUGGUCUUUGCCAGCAUCAUUAUCUUGAUCAGCGCCUUAUUGGGUGCGCAAUAUGUUGUACGUUAUCGCAAGUACCAUUUGGCAGUGGCGCGUCGUCGUGAUGAAGGCUCUCGCCUGCACACGCCACGCGCCUCAAUGAGCUCCUUGCAAGGACCGCCAUCACGCGCCAUUUCGACUACCACGCUACUAUCGGAGGUCAUCUAUUUGGUGAAGAUGCGUCCGAAACAUCAGUUACGUCACUCCAUAUUGCGGGAGAGCGUCGAUGCGGAGAAUUUGGCGCGCGAAACGGAAUUCAAUGACCCCGAAGAAGAAGAGGAUGCCAAAACGACGACACGCAUGGUAAAGUGCGAUGAAGAACGUGGCAGCAACAGCUCAGUUGUCACUUUGCGCAAUGAAAUCUCACAAUCGCCUGAAUCUGUGAGUGGCAUGAGUCGGUCGCCGUCACUUGAGGAGGGUUUGGGCUCUACUACGGGCGCCGGCGAGACCAGCGGCAUUUUUAGUGGCACACUGACACGCAAGGACAGCGGUAAGGACACCGAAUCGAUCAUUUCCUCAGGCAUGAGUUCAAUUUGCGCCAGUCCACCUAUCAGGCAUAGCAGUCGCUUCAACCGUUAUGGGCCCUCGGGCACAUUGAUGCCACAUUCAGCACAACACUUAGACCAAACGACGCUCAGUGAUCGCGACUCAUUGCGUUCGUCGUUGCGCGAAUACGUGUCACGUUGUGCGAGCGCUUCGCUGACAAAUGGCUGCUAUUCACCAGCAGCGAGCGUCGUCAGCACAGCCACCAUACGUACCACCAAUCCUAAGGAGAGCAAAGAGAAGCAGAAUCGCAAAAAGUUACUUGCACGACCCGGUUCCGAAUUUUCACUGGGCAAUCAGGAAGAGCUCGAGCUCGAUUACUACGAUUACAAUGUGAUAAAUGCCGGCGCAGCACCUGGUUCCUAUUUGGGUAUGGAUCCGGCGCAACUGAUCUGGGUACCACCGCUGGAGGUGAUCACCGAUCUGCGCGAUGAGGAUGAUAAAACACCUGAACCCAUGCCGGAGCCCGACGAGACUGAGCCGCUCUAUGAGGAGAUCAAAAUGCCGCGUUAUGGGCAUUAUUUGAGCGCGCGCAGCAACACAGAGUCGAGCGCCAACACCACUAGCAAUACAACACCCUCAUCCGAUGAACUCUCGCCACUAAGCAGUCAACUGCAGUCAAAGGCCUCCUCGCCCACCGCCGAAUUGAAUCUAAAGAACACAUUGCUGCAGCAAAACAUAUCCACAAGCGCGGCCAGUAAACAACCCACACCCUACUUUUCGCGCAAACAACGUCGCCACGCCAAACAGCAAUCACGUUCCACCUCUUCGCUGCGCAGCGGCGCACGUGAUGUCGUCAUACAAAUGCAACAGUUGUGCAGUACCAAAUCCGCACGUAAUAUACGCAGCUCACCCACAGUAUCGGUGGAAGCGGCGGAUGCGGUAUCGGCGCAUGCAACACCGCGUGGCUCACCCGAAAUACCCGCUGUAUUGGUGAAUUCCAUCACCGACUCCAUGACCGAGUCCAUGACGGGCUCUUAUGUGGAGAAAGAAACUUUAGUCGAGAAGAAGACAUCGCCAGAAUUAAGCGACGGCCUACUCGGCUUAGACGACAUACAGUUCGCCGAUGAGAGCGAAAGCGAUCACGACAUGUCCAAGCAAAAGUGCAGCAAAUACGAGCAGGUGAAGCCGAAAACGGCAACCUCAAUCAAAGCGCGCAUGCAGCACUCCUCAACGGUAGCGGCAAAAUUGAAGCGCGUCAGCGCCGACUGUGCAAUAUUGGAGAAACGCGGUCUAGUCAAAGAGCCAAGCUCGUAUCGCAUCGAAACGAAUGUAUGAGUAAUAAGUAAUUGGAAUUAUUUUGUGGUGGCGCUUGAGCGCGCAAGAGCUGAGCUCACAAUGAUUUGAGGCGAUAUACAUAUAUAGUGCAUACAAACAAACCUACUUGAUAAUGCAUGCAUACAGCAACAACACAUAUACUUAUAUACAUAUAUAAAUGGUAAGCGUAAAUGAUUAUGUCAUAAUACUAAUCAGGGGAAGGGCUAGCAGCUAGCUGGCAGUUGUUCCAUUGGUUACUAAUUAUAGGUAUCUGUUUCGUUUGCUUUUCCAUGUAAAUACAUAAUGAUAACAGUAAUUAUUAACCAGUAGUUUUGUAGUUUAAAAAAACAUAAGAUAACUAACAGUUUAAUAUAUACAUACAUAUGUAUGUAUAAUAUAUGGUUAUGUGUAUUGUACUAAAGUAGCGUAACAAAGGCGUUUUUUAAGUAAUUACACUGAUCGUAUUUGAAUACCUUGUGACCAAAAAUGUUUACAUACAUACAUAUGCAUACAAACGUACAUAUUACAACUAAUAUCUAUAGUAGCUCUUAAAUGUCUGCCAAGUUUAUUCAAAACAAAGUGGCUGGCGGGGAAGUGGAGGCAAAAUUUAAAAAUAAAUUUCGCUUAAAUUGAGAUUAUCGUAAGAAAUUGUAGUAAAACAUAUUGUUCAGAGCAUUACCAACCCUCUUAAGGGGUUACAUGGGUUUCACGGCUUCAAAAAAUAUUUCGUUUAUUUAACUAUUAAAUUCUCUGCUCAGCUAUACAAUACUGGGCUUAAACAACCGGACAGUUGGAGAACUUGAAUCAAAGCGAUACAGUAGACCAGAUCAUCGGAGGAGCCUGUUGUUGUUGCGACGGUAGAAUUCUGCCGAGUUAACAGUGCUUGAGUGGAUAAAAAAUACGGGUCCGUUCCGAUUACAAAGACCCGACAGUCGUGGGAACGGUCGGUUGAGCCUGUCUUUCGAUUCCUUCUAGACCCAUUUUUUCCAGCAAAAGAAACAGUCUGAUCUUUUUUCUAUGAAAUCUGCGACAGGAGUCUGCCUGAAUCCUACAACAGCCUAUUUUUGUCUACUGUGAUGUGGCCAUUAUUUGCAUUUUUUCUGAAAACGUACGCCAAAAAUACUAUUUUCACUUUUUUUAUUUCUUCUUCGUCUAAUACUUUUAUGCUCCUAAUUAUAGCCGUAUUGUUUUCUUUCUACUUUUGAUGAUCCUGUAAGAGUUCUGCCGUUUUCCGAGCGACUGCCGGAAAAGACGUCGUAAUGGCCGAUUUUGAAUAUUUUUUAUUGAAAAUUAUACAAAAUCUCAAUCUACGUACAUAUGUCAUUAGAAGGGAAAUUUUUAAUAAAAUAUUCUUUUUUAUCUGAAAAAAAAAACGUUGAAAAAAUAGUCAGUUUUUUGCUCAAGGAAACCCAAACCUUUAAUAAAAUAUUUAAUUUUUGAUAUGAAAUAAAAAAAUAUUUAAAUAUACAGCUUUUUGCUCGAGGAAACCCAUGUAACACCUUAGACUUCAAAUCCAUCCAAGAUUUUCAAAACAGUCGUUUUUUUGGUUGAAGUAUGCAUAUGGGCCGUAGAAAAAUUAUUGAAUUACUAAAACAAUGAAAAAAUUAUAUCAUAGUCCAAUCCUAUUAAAUAGGCGUUCAGGCCACUCAGCUUAAACUUCUCAAACUUAUUUUAUUAUCGCAAAUUGUUUGGCAAAAUUUUUAUCUUUUUUACAUUUCCAAUAUUUUGCGAAAUAUUUGUGUAAAGCUAAAAAUAAAUGCAUUUACUAGCAGCUGUUACGUAAAUUAAGAUCAAUUUUUUUAUUAUGUUUCAGUGAGUCCAAUUUGCUAGAUUCGCUUUUGCGUGCGAUAUACAUAUUUUUUUGCCGCUAGUGUAGGAAAUUUUUCGUGCAAACAACAACGGCAGUGAUAUCUCUGCCAACGGCUUCCAUAUGCAAUGACAAGUCGAUCGCGUUCUCAAUUCUCUCUCACACACUCUUUGCUAUGCAUAAUUAUUAACACAUGCCUAACAGGGUUGCCUUCAUUCCUUGCUUAGGAUUAACAUUGCAUUUGCUUGAGGAUAGUUCUGUUUGCGCGACAUAAAAAGAAUAUGAAAAUAUUAUAUUACAUAUCGCGAAAAUAUAUUUUAUUAACUUACAUGUUUUAUAAAGUUAUAUAUUUAAUAUACAAUAUAUAUUUUAUUGAUUUAAAACUUUAAUUGCGAAAUGUAUAAUGCUUUGAGCAUAACUUAGGUAAACUAACUUUGGAAAUUGCCUCCACUUUUCGUUGCCGCACAAGUUUUCUUGCUAAAUUUCCUGAAACCAAAAUUAAAUUGUAACCUAAACAAAUCUGUUAAAGCCUGUACUCACUUACUUCGUACCUAUUUGUCCUCUACGAAAAGUAGUAAUUAGUUAAUAAAUACGCACUUAGGUGUACACUUUUACAAAAUAUCAGCAAAGCAAAUUCAAAAAAUAAAAUAAAUAAAUUUAAGCAGAGAAAAGUACUUGAUAAAGCAAGAAACUAAAAAUUUACUUUAAUAAUACGAAACUUUAUUGAAAUAAGCAGAGGAAAAAAGUAAAAAUUUACAAAAAUAAAAAAAAAUACAAAAGUUAAAAAAUAUUGAAACUUAAAUUACGUAAGUAAUGAUAAAGAACGCGAAAACUACGAAAUUAAUAUAUUUGGAGCAAAAAAAAAAAUAUUAUCUAAUACAAUUUAUAUACUUGGAAUAUGAGUAAUAUUAACUGAUUAUAUAAAUACUUAGAAUUCAUGACAUGUGUUUCAAAAUUGGCGCGAAUUUGGUUUUGCUAAAAUUUAAAGUAACAAUACGCUUAAUGUGCAUUUAACUGUUUCGGAAUCAAAAGUAAUUUAUUAAUAAAUAAUUACAAAUAAUUUUAAAAAAUAUAUAUUUUGA
This is a messenger RNA of Bactrocera tryoni, 9750 nucleotides long. RefSeq lists its product as uncharacterized. The record is from RefSeq and is a predicted model, not a curated record. Lineage: Eukaryota; Metazoa; Arthropoda; Insecta; Diptera; Tephritidae. The transcript is spliced from 12 exons. Gene Ontology annotation, cellular component: cell periphery. The coding region runs from base 2293 to 6882 and encodes 1529 amino acids.